Temnothorax curvispinosus is the source of this 1783-nucleotide messenger RNA. RefSeq names its product integrin beta-PS-like. Gene Ontology annotation, molecular function: integrin binding. Gene Ontology annotation, biological process: integrin-mediated signaling pathway; cell migration; cell-matrix adhesion. The transcript is spliced from 8 exons. Bases 269 to 1684 code for a protein of 471 amino acids. Gene Ontology annotation, cellular component: focal adhesion; cell surface; integrin complex. The record is from RefSeq and is a predicted model, not a curated record. NCBI's taxonomy places the organism in Eukaryota, Metazoa, Arthropoda, Insecta, Hymenoptera, Formicidae.
UUUUAAAAUUUAUCCUGUAAUUUGUGUACAUACGUUAUAAGUAAUAACAAUUUUAUUUUAAAAUAUAUAAACAAAUUUUUACAAAGAACUUUCGAAAAAAAGAAGAAAUUUGAACGUCCAUUACUAUGAAUGACAUAUACACGAGUUAUAGGUGAAUUAUAGUUCGGUGACCGGCAACGUCGAUAAUCUGGAGGGUGGUCUCGACGGGGUUGUGCAGGUGAUCGUUUGUGAUCGACAAGUUGGUUGGGCUCAUCAAGCGCGGAAGCUGAUGCUAGUAGCGACCGAUGGACUUUUGCAUUUCGCUGGCGAAGGAAAGCUAGGAGGUGUAGUGGAACGUCAAGACUUUCAGUGUCACAUCGAUGAACGUGGACAGUAUUUCUUGGCGAAGAAAUACGAUUAUCCCUCUCUAGCGGAGGUGUCUCGAUUGUUGCAUGAGCGCAAAGUCAAUCUGAUCUUUGCCGUGACGGAAGAUCGCCGUCACGAAUAUGAAUUAAUCGCCGACUUGCUGAAGCAGCAGGCUAGGGUCGCCACUCUCACACGUAACAGCUCCAACAUCCUCGAGAUCAUCGAGAGUGCUUACCACGAGAUAGUGAGUAAAGUGGUGUUGCGCGACAAUGCGACCGGUCCGUUGCAUCUUAGCUACCUCUCCGCGUGUGGAAGCGAUACGAGUGUGGAAUCGAAUACGUCCGAGUGCGACGGUAUACAGGAGGGUCAGGUGUACGAGUUCAAAGUCGUCAUAUCGACUGACGAGUGUCCGAGAAAUGAAAGUCUCUGGAGACAAACGGUGGUAAUUGAGGACGCGUUAGCGUCUGAGGCGUCCGAAGUGCAAAUUGAGGUAGAACUUUUGUGCGGUUGUCAUUGCAAGAACGUAGAAAGUUCGUACUGCGAGCACGGGGUCAACGAGUGCGGUAUAUGCAAAUGCGACUUUGGCUGGUCUGGAGAUACCUGCGACUGCGAUGAGAGUUUCUCGAUAGAGAAUAGGCUGCAAUGCACCAACGGCGAGGAGAUUUGCUCAAACAGAGGUGAAUGCAUUUGCGGUGUUUGCAGCUGCGACAAGGGAUACAAUGGGCGCUUUUGCGAAUGUUCCCCUUGCGACAAAACCGACGGGAUCGAAUGUGGCGGUCGUGGUAUAUGCAAUUGUGGUGUUUGCAACUGCUUGGAUGGAUGGAAGGGCAGCGGUUGUCAAUGUCUGUCUGGUAACGAACUUUGCAUUGCUCCUGGCAGCAAAGAAGUAUGCGCCGGUCACGGAUACUGUGAUUGCGGACAAUGCCGAUGCAACGAGACAGCUGCUGAUGGUUUAUACUAUCGAGGUACAUAUUGCGAAUCGUCUGUGAGCGCAGGUGGCAGUGGACUUUGCAUCCUCUACAACUCUUGCGUGAACGUCACGGUCGAAUAUCCGGAGAAAGCGGAAGAACUAUGUCAGACCAAUACGACUCUUUACAAAACCGAGCGAGUGGACACGGUGGAUAUAGCAGAUGACGAGCACUACUGUUUCGUGAGGACGGUACAAGAUAGAACUGUCUGCAACAUACCUUACAUAUACGAAUUUCAACCGGAUAAAACGGUUAUUUUGAGAAUCGCCGACAAGACUUGCCGCACGCUGAUGCACGCCGCGUUUAUUCCGGGAAUCGUCUUCGGCGCCGUAUUACUACUCGGGAUUACAGGCUUAUUAAUAUGGAAGUAAGUAACCGCUUUCUCACAAAAAACCGUUUAAAAUAGUCAUUGUUUAAAAUAGAGCUAUAAAAAGUUGUGUCGGAUAUUAAUUAUACGUAUAAUAUAUGCU